Molecule: messenger RNA, 471 nt
Organism: Acanthoscelides obtectus
Lineage: Eukaryota; Metazoa; Arthropoda; Insecta; Coleoptera; Chrysomelidae
Source: the annotation of a GenBank genome assembly
AUGUCAAGCCCGCCAUCCUCAAACUAUUCUAAGCUCCUCGACACGAUUGUGUAUUGUGGCAAGCUGUUAAACAAGCGCCGCAUACUGCAUCCGAUUCGCAAUCGGAAUGGAAUAUCUGUAUCCGGAAAACAGCCCGUGCCGACCGGUCAGAAAGCCGCCGCUGCAGCUGCAACACAACACGGCUGUCACGCGGAGCAGGCGCACAUUUUGAGAGGGCCAAACCGCAAUAUGAAACGCGACCGGGUAGCUUGGAUCCACAUCGAUCGUCAAAUGAUCUUGACCAUCCACCGUCACGUGAUCUCGAAAGUGCCUAGAUAUAGCGUGACAAACGAUAACGACAAGACGUGGAUGCUACACGUUAACGGGGUCCAGCAAGAAGAUAAGGGAUACUACAUGUGCCAAGUCAAUACCAACCCGAUGAUCAGUCAAGUUGGAUAUUUGAAAGUUGUCGGUGAGUUGAAUUACUUAUAA